GCUACCCCAGAGAGCUAGUCAUGCGGUCCCGAGCGUGGCUUGACUCUGCAACUGCUUUCGUGGACUGCCGUGGGGUAACCGUCUGGACCAUGAGAAUAAUAGAAAUGAUCUCGCAGCCAAUAUGAUCAUGUCCAGUCCUAUCAACGAACACGUACCUUCUUCUACUUCUACCAUCGCGGGAUCCCUAGCUGCUUCAUCAAAUUCGCCGUCAACAUGGCCACCAAUGGCACGAGCAAUGCAUCAUCCGACGUGACGGACGUCGAUUUUCUCGUCGUUGGAAUGGGUCCUGCAGGCGCUGGCCUUGCUUGCUUCCUGGCUCAGAAUAAACUCAAGGGCCUCGUCGUCACCAAUCAACCAAGCACUGCGAACACGCCUCGAGCACACAUUAUGAGCAUGGCGGCACUAGACUGUCUUCGUGACAUUGGCGUGGACAAACAGUGCUACGAGGUGGGGACUAAUGGUGAUACCAUGGCACACACCAUCUGGUCAUCGUCCAUGGCAGGCGAAGAAUACGCACGCAUUCACGCAUGGGGUAACUCACCCAAGCGCAAGGGCGAUUAUGAGCUUGCGAGCCCAUCUGUCCACAUCGAUUUGCCACAGUGGCAGUUGGAACCAAUUCUGACCACCUACGCCUCUCAAAAUGGAUUUCGCCUGCGAUUCGACACUGAACAUGUUUCAUUCGAGCAACUUGACAAUGGCGAAGGCAUCGUCAGCACCCUCCGAGAUCGGCUCACCGGUCACACAUAUCGCGUCAAAGCAAAAUAUCUUUUCGGCGCCGACGGCGGACGGAGUCGAAUCGCAGAAGCAUUGCAGCUCCCAUUCGUGGUGAAGCCAGGCGGUGGACCUGCCACCAACGUUCUCGUUGAGGCAGACCUCUCGCAUUUGAUGAAGAACCGCGUCGGUAAUCUACAUUGGGUUAUGCAGGCAGAUCGGGAGACGCCUGAUUGGGCAGCCCUAUCAUGUGUCCGAAUGGUCAAACCGUGGUCCACCUGGGUCGUCGGAUUGGUUCAUAGACCGGGGUCGGAUAGACAACGUCGGUCGGAUGAGGAAUACGUCAACCGUAUCCGAGAGAUCAUCGGCGACGACUCUGUUGACAUCAAAAUCUUGGGCGUGUCGACCUGGAAUAUCAACGAGAUAUAUGCAGAUCGCUAUUCGAAAGGAGAUGUAUUCUGCCUCGGAGACGCUGUCCAUCGCCAUCCUCCGAACCAUGGACUCGGCUCGAACACUUGCAUCCAGGAUGCCCACAACCUCGCUUGGAAAGUUGCAUACGUCCAGCGUGGAUGGGCGGGAAAAGAACUACUGUCAUCGUUCAAUGACGAGCGACAGCCUGUUGGCCAGGACAUCGUGACUCAGGCCAAUGAAUCUUCCCGUAACCACCUGAAAAUAUGGCAGAUCCUCGGCUGCUUUGAACCCGGUCCCGAGGCGGGUAAGGCUGCUCUAUCUGUACUCAAAGAGGCCUCUCCCCGCGGCCAUCAACGUCGCAAUGACUUUCAAGCGGCACUCCGACUUCUUGAUCGAGAAGAGCACGGUCUUGGCAUUGAGAUGAAUCAGCGCUAUCGUUCGACGGCGGUCUAUCACGAAGAUGAGAAGGAUGGGCCCCCUCCCUUUGACAAGGAUCCGCUGGAGCAUUACCACCCAACCACAUAUCCUGGCUCGCGCCUUCCCCAUGUAUGGCUGAGCGACGCAAUCCCAUCUGCCCCAAUAUCGACGAUUGAUCUUGCUGGGAAGACCCGUUUCACCUUGAUCACUGGUAUCGGAGGCGACGGCUGGCGGCAUGCAGCUGAGGAAGCGACAAAAACGCUCGGCGGCGUGCCCCUUGAGGUAUAUCAAAUCGGCUUCCGCCAGCAGUAUGAAGAUCGCUACAACGACUGGGCGAAGCUACGGGGGGUGACAGAAUCCGGCUGCGUGCUCGUGCGACCGGACUAUUUUGUGGCCUGGAGGUGUCAGGAAUGGGAAGAUGGCAGUGCUGAAAAACUGUUGCAUGUCCUCAAAGCAGUCUUGUCUCGCUGAGUGCGGACAACAGCAGCCAGUCGAUGGGACAACCUCCGUCUGUACAUAGAUGCAAUGUCAAGUUCGCAAGGUGCGCAUAACUCAAAGCCAGCACGCCGCUCAAACAGCCCUUCCUCUCAAUUCUCAUUCUUCUGCGGGUGCGACGGCGUGCAAGGCACCAUUCAUGCCAACGUGCUAUGUUACAGCAAGUUGAAUCUGGGCUGUGAGCUUCAUGCCACCGUCGGUGCCGACAAUUCCUGCAACGCACAAUGAACGCAGCGAAAGCCGGUCGUGCGGCUUGACCAGCUUCGAAGUGAGUCGAGCAU
Messenger RNA from Microdochium trichocladiopsis, 2315 nucleotides. Its product is annotated as FAD binding domain-containing protein. NCBI's taxonomy places the organism in Eukaryota, Fungi, Ascomycota, Sordariomycetes, Xylariales, Microdochiaceae. Gene Ontology annotation, molecular function: FAD binding. The record is from RefSeq and is a predicted model, not a curated record. The transcript has 5 exons. The coding region runs from base 214 to 2010 and encodes 598 amino acids.